AUUCCGGAAAAUUUCCGGAUAAGUUUCUGUAGCUUGGUUUUAAAUUUUAUAUCGUUUUAACGUCAAAAUAUCAAGAUGGCUGACUUUCUUAAAGAACUGCCUAGUCACAAUGAAGAUAAUUUUACAAGGUUCCACACAGAUUCGAGUUGUAGGUCAAAUAUGAGAAAACCAGCAGUGUAUAUACCUACAGUAGACCAUCCUUCAGAACAAGUCAUUACAACAGAGAAGACCAACAUCCUGUUACGAUAUCUACAUCAGCAAUGGGAUAAAAAGAAUCAGAAUAAAAAGAGAGACUUUAGUCGUGCUAGCUUAGAUUCCUCAGAAUGUAGCUCAUCAUCCAAAAUACCUCGCCUGAAUCCCGACGACAUUUCAUAGACCGAUCCAUACUCUAUUCCAUGGGUGACUGUGAAUGCCAAAGCAAUGUGAAUUAAUGUACCACUGAUCCAGAGAUCUGUUUGUACCCAUAUUUAAGCAAUAAUGUUAUGUUUAUUCUUGAUCUUUGGCUGUAAUUAAUGUGUACAAAUAGUCUAUUAGUUAAUUGAUAGGACGGACGGAAGUUUAGUUCCAUUUGUGUAUGCUAUGUGGAAUUUCAGCAGAAUGUGAUACAUGUGACACAGAAUUUUUGUUGUCAUGUAUUUAUUGAAGUUUAUCUGUUGCUAGACAUUGUGACCCAUUUCUUACAGAAUGUUACCAGCAAUUAUAUAUGUGUACAGGUAGUUCCCUAGGUCAGGAUUUAUGUAAUUUGAAUAAUUUGUUGUUAAUGACAUGUCAGUCGAUGAGAGAGGUCGUACAGAGUGCCGUUAGUUGGCGGUAACUGAUAAACAAUAUGCAACGUAAACAUAAGUUGUAAAAAAAAAUACUUGAUUCUUCAUUUUUAAAUUCUUCCAAAAAUUUUAAUUAACAUUUGAAAAAUUCUGGAAAGUCGGUGCAUGCUUUACUGAGGGCUUCUUGUCAUCUGAUAUACAAUGUACAAUAUGUGUCAUAAACAGAUUUCAGUUUGUACUUUCAUAUCGUAAACGACCGGCCCUAGGUUUAUGCUUGUACUAUUUUGAAUUAAGUUUGUAAAUACACGCAUAAUAAUAUAAACUACUGUUUUAAUUUUUUUAUGACAUUUGUACUGUAAUUGUAUUUCCUCACUGCUUCAUUCGAUUGUGAAAGAAUUUUGUAUUAAUGCAAAAAAAAAAACAAUUCUGUAUUAGCAUGGUUGGUGAGAGACAUUUAUCUGUGGAGGAAAACUUCUGAUGCAUACAAGAAUUUGUGUGUAAGAAUUUUAAGUAUUGUAUGUCUUACACAUUUGUAAAAGAAAAGUUUUGUCUGUAAGGUUUCUAUAAGAUAUCUGUGUUUCAGUGGCACAAAAUAGAUUUACAACAGUUAGCAGGUUAGAGUAUGAUCAGAAACUGAAAUUAAUAUUUUUAGUUAAUAAUUUUGUUUUAACAUUACAUAUUGAAGAAAAGCAGAGUGUACAAAUGUGAUUGAAGUUUCCUUGUGUGUAGUAAGAGGGUUAAACUGCAAUCGUGAAUUGUAUUAUGUAUGCAUACUUACUUUAGCAAAUUAUUUGAAAUGUAUCAAAAUUUGAAAUGGUGCCCUGCUAGGUGUAAUCAUGAAUAAUUGUUUCUUUCAAGUAUGACUGUGAAAAACUAGAGUAUUUCACAUUAUAGUACAAACUGAAUUAGCUAUCUAUCAGCAGUAAAAACACUAAACUAUGAAUCCUGCUAAACUAAGUAAAGCAUACAAUGUGUGACUUUACGUACAGCUCAACACUCUUAGUAUUAUGAUAUACCAUGUCUGUCUCUGAUUCUUCUGCCUGGUCAGUAUAUUCUGUACAUAGACAAUGGAAUUAUAAUCGCUUCUAAAUUUUCAGCUUUGAGGUAACACUCAUUUACAGUGUAUAUAUAAUUUUGAAAUUUUAUUGAUUUGUAACAUUUUAUUUGUUGAAGGCAACUAUAGAAACAUGGCCAUUUAUUGGUAACAUGAAACAAGAUUCAAAUAAUUUUAUGGAAUUUGGUGCAAAAUUGAUAGAAGCAACAUUAAAUAUGGGCAGUUUGUAUAAUUCUGGGGGGAAAUAUUGUUUUAAAAAAAACAAAAAAUGACUUUAAAAGAGGCAGGAUCAAUAUAUAUAUGGCAUGUUUCAGUGAACUUCAGCAUACUGUCAAUUUUAUGAAAUGUAACCUCAAACUAAUAGCAAAAGAAUUUAUUCAUGUAAUGUAUUUUGAUUUAGUUCACAUUUUAUUAAUUACAAUGAAAAACAUAUAUAUAUCAUUUGCUCACCAUUGCGAAUUAUUAGUGAAAGGGGCACAACUCUGUAAAGAUGCAGGAUUGUAAGAUGGGUAUGAAAGAUAUUGUAUUGAUCUGCUGAAAGGGUUAUGGUGUUAAAAUCCACUAUGUAUCAACAAUGUAAGAGUAUCAAAGUCAUUUAUUUAUAAAAUGUUGAGUUGUAAAUUAAAGGAAAUGAUAAAAAGCACUGCCACUUCACAAAUGUAUCAUAUAUGCAUAUAAAUUAUAAAAUGAAGAGUAUGUUUAUAUUAACAGAGAAAAUUGGUAAAUAACUUCCGAGGCAUUGAUAUAAUAGAAAUAAUCAUGAACUUUUAAUGCCCAGAAAUUUACAAACUUUAAGACUGACCCGAAGUAUAGAUAGAUUUAUGAUGGAGUGCAUGAUAGGCCAGACUAUACACUCAUUCAGGACUGGAUAUAUUAUGGUAUGGUGCUCAUGUCCGUCUGACUGUCUGUCUUAUAGCUUUCUUUGUAUUUUAGCACAUGACUUAAAUACUACAAAUAAAUUUUUACCAAGGUUGACAUGAUUUUGUCUCAUGCACUCACAUUUGUUUUUGAUACAUCUAGAUAAUCAUCUGACGGGCGUAUCAUGUGUCGUGGCAGUGCACUUUGUUAACUCUGAGUAGCAGAGAAAUGGUGCGAUACGGUGUAAAAUGAUUCGUUAAUGAAUUGCGUAUACCGGUAACUAGAUUAUAUUCUGUUACAAUUAGUUUGAGGUUAAGGAGGAAUAAUGCAUCAAAAUGGCCGACUUCUCUAAAUAUCAACAAUCAAUACGUACAAGUAUACUUUUCUUUAUUUAUUCUCUUGCUGAUAGUUCAGAUGUAUUGUGUUAACUUCUGAUCUAUGGUGGUUUGAGUCUUAGCAGGGGUAUUAAUUUUUUUUUCUUCAGAUUUCUUUCUACUGAAUUUAAAAACUGCAUUUUUUAACUACAUAAGGUAAAUUUGAAAGUUUUCAAUUUCAAAAUAUUGUACAUAUAUCCCGUUCCAUCCUUAUCAGAUUUCUCGGGUGUGUUAUUCCUCCUUAAAUUGUAUGGUGACUUGACAAUACUUUAUGAUUAUUUUUUAGAAAUGACAUUAUAAACAAUUACUUUAUGUUCUUGUAUAUAAAUAAACAGUUUGUACAAUACAAAAGGACUUUCAUUAUUAAAACAUUUCUGUGACAUCA
Ostrea edulis (European flat oyster) is the source of this 3435-nucleotide messenger RNA. RefSeq names its product DET1- and DDB1-associated protein 1-like. The record is from RefSeq and is a predicted model, not a curated record. The coding region runs from base 76 to 375 and encodes 99 amino acids. Lineage: Eukaryota; Metazoa; Mollusca; Bivalvia; Ostreida; Ostreidae. Gene Ontology annotation, biological process: positive regulation of proteasomal ubiquitin-dependent protein catabolic process. The transcript has 5 exons. Gene Ontology annotation, cellular component: Cul4-RING E3 ubiquitin ligase complex.